This is a messenger RNA of Amborella trichopoda, 850 nucleotides long. Its product is annotated as transcription factor. Gene Ontology annotation, cellular component: EKC/KEOPS complex. The record is from RefSeq and is a predicted model, not a curated record. Lineage: Eukaryota; Viridiplantae; Streptophyta; Magnoliopsida; Amborellales; Amborellaceae.
UCAAACGUGGUUACAUUCCUGACCAACCCGACGCGGGAAAAGCUUCCCCCACUCCCAAAGAUAUCCCCCAAAAAAUAGGCGACCUAUUUUCUCUCUCUAGCUCAAGCGGCUUCACCUUCUCUCUCUACUCCACCACCUUCCCUCUCUGCCGCACUCUACUCGCCUCGCUUUCUUUCCACUCUGAAUCCCUUGCUUAUUCUCUCUCUACAGCUCACUAUCGCCUCUCUCUCUCUCGAACAGCUCUCGCCAUCAAGCUCUGCAUCAAAUUAAAGAGAGAUGGGUGCCGUAGUUGUGAACACAGAAGGCCCUUCCAUUGGUUCUACAGACCAGCCCCUCUCAGAGUGGCCAUUCUCCUGUGACUUGGAAGUGGAUUGCGGCUCAGUGGAAAAUGCCUCUAUGAUCUUUAGAGCUUUAGAUGUUGAUAAGGAGUUGCAGCCUGGUAAAGUGAAGAGGCAGAUGUUGUUGUCUGAUGGAAGGCUUUCAGUCCAUUUUGAGGCAGUGGAAGCCAGAUUUCUCCGUGCAUCAUUCAGUGCAUUUGUUGAUAUCCUGACACUUGCCGCAAAGCUUAUUGAAGAAUUUGGUCCAAAGGAGGGAUCAAGAUCAUGACUUAAAUAUGAUCAGCCAUUUACAGAAGCGGGCAAUCAUUGCUCUUGCUUCCAGUUCCUUGCAUGCACAAAGCUCUCAAGUAUAAACAAAGAAAUCACUUCUCAAGACUGUUGGCAUUAUUUGCAUGGUCAAGUCAACAUUAAUUGUUUGUUCAUCUUGGAAUCUAAUUUAAGAGUAUGUUGUUACUGUGAAUGAUUUUUAUCACAUUAUUCCCAAGAAUCGCCCCUUGGGUUGCCUUUCACUA